Molecule: messenger RNA, 3453 nt
Organism: Dendronephthya gigantea
Lineage: Eukaryota; Metazoa; Cnidaria; Anthozoa; Malacalcyonacea; Nephtheidae
Product: ankyrin repeat, SAM and basic leucine zipper domain-containing protein 1-like
Exons: 14
Coding region: 1147-2847 (566 amino acids)
Biological process (GO): piRNA processing
Cellular component (GO): pi-body
Molecular function (GO): protein binding
Source: RefSeq, a predicted model, not a curated record
AAUUCGUCUUCCUAGUUCCAGGCCUUAUAAGCGCGCGAAUGCAAGGCGAAGUGCAAGUGAGCUCUAUGGUCAGGGGCCGUUGUAUAAAAACGUAGUUAGCGCUAACUGCGGUUAAAAAGUAGUUAAAAGUAGAUAAAAUUAGUUAACUUUAAUCAAGUGGUUAAGCCGGUUGUAUAAAAGUGUAGUAAACUAUCCAGUCUAUCCUCAAGGGCAUCGUUACUUUCCAAAUCGUAGCUAUAUUUAAAAAUGGCGUCUUGAGCUUUUGAGAAGUGAGAAAACAUUAAAAUCAACACAUACCAAGGUUCUGGUUGUCAACCGUUAUCCACUCAGAAAAGGCCCCGUCGAAGCUUGUAAACUUUCAAUAUGCUUUUAUUUUUUUUCAUUUGGGCAGCAACGGAGUAUAUUUUUUGCUUCGAGAGACGUGUCAAUGCCAAGUUACGAUCCUAGCAAAGAUUAGCCAUCUUCUAUUUCAACUGCCACCAGUAUUUUGACUCAAAGGGACAUUUUUGUAUUAAGAGCGGCUUUUUUCGUUGAAUUAUUUUGAACUUUUUCCUUGUUUUAUUGCAUUUUCUCUCUUGCAUUUCCUCCAAUAUUUUAGAUCCAAAUUCGGUCAAUGUAUUUGUCUUGUUCAACAGCGGUGAAUAUUUUUUUACACUUCAUGUUAUUUCUCUGUUUAUUAACCCACGCAAGCUCCCCCAAGCUCCCCCAAGUUAUUAAUACGUUAAUUAACAAUUAUUGGAUGAGAUUGAGUGUGAUAUCGAGAAUUAUCAACCCGAAGUUUGCAUUAUAACGCAAACUGAGGCUUGAUAAUUCUCGAUAUCAUGCGAAAACCUAAUUAAAUAAUUGUUUUAUUUGGUAUUUCCUUUUUGGAGAGGAAACCUGCGUCCAGAGGCCUAAUAAUUAAUGCAUAUAAUCGAAAAGGAUCUCCUACCACUGAGCUAUAUUAAAUUUCUCCUACCCGCAAAAUAUCACCGCCCGCCAUAUUUGCCCGAAAAGGGCCUGCGAAGGAGAUAGGAAAAAGAUGCAAGAUGCAAAUAAUCAAAAUUCUAAACAAAGCUACGCACCUUGGAAGAAAACAGACAGAAAACAGGUGAAAGACUAGGUGAACUGGUGAAAAACAGGCUGAACGAUUGACAUUAUUUCAUUAUGAGUUACUUCGGGCCAGCAGGUUACGAAGAUGACUGGGAUGAUGAUCAAUUUGACUUCGGUGAUCAUUACGAUCCGGAAUAUUCUGCACAUAAUUCCUAUCCCGCAACCAAAUUUAGCGAGAGUACAACAAAUGUGAAAUCACAACAGAAGAAUGAUGCCGCACAAAACCCAUCGCUUAAAACCUCGCGAUUCAACGGCGGUUUUGGAUCACCAUCAGAUUUGAAAUCAACAGUUAAUAUGGGAACUGCAGGUCGAGGGCGGGGAAAAGGAGGUUUUUCCGAAACCAAAUCACAAAACAAUGGUAAAACAAACAGUUCUGAGGUUAAAAAAAGUAAAGGACAGGGAAACUUUCUAUUUUUGCGGGCAAAGGACAAAGCGAAAAAGAAUUCUGAUGAAAAGAACUCUCAAAUUGCUGAAGAUUUCCGAGCUGCCAUUGUCAAUGGGGAUCUUGGUGUGAUUCACAAUAUUUUGGAUAAAGGAAUUUCAGUAGAUUGUAUUUUAAAAUCUGGUUGGACUGGACUGAUGCAUGCAGCAAGCUGUGGCCUGCCUGAAAUGGUCACAGUUCUGACUGAACGUGGUGCGAAUGUAAACUUUCAAAAAGAUAUGUUUUCAGUAGUGAUGGCUGCAUGCUCUUCAGACAGUGAUGCAGAAGACGGAGUAGCAGAAUGUUUAAGCAUUUUGAUAGAAAAGGGAGCUAAGAUAAAUUCUCAUGACAGGUAUCAUAUGACACCACUGAUGUAUGCUUGUCGAAAUGGUCGGCAGAAAAUCGUGGAAAUUUUAUUGCGUCAUAAACCCGACGUGAAUAAGCAAGAUCAGAGAGGCUGGACGGCUCUUGGAUGGGCGGCUAGUCGUGGCAAAGGUAGGAUAGUUCGAAUGUUAUUGGACGAAAAUGCAAAUCCUCGAUUAUACACGAACGAUGGACAGUCCGCUGAAGACUUGGCGUAUGAUGGAGGCUUUACGGUCGUCGCAGAUGUUCUCAAUAGCAUUGUAAAUCCAGGAAGACGUAUAGAGCAAGCAUCGCAAAACAAUACAGGAUCUGAGAUAAGACACGGCGAGAAAAGUGACUGCGUACGAUAUGGGGAUUUAGAGCUUUUUUUAUUUGGACUGGAACUAGGCCACCUUGUUCCCCUAUUCCAGGAUCACAAAAUAACUUUUGAUGGCUUUCUGCAAUUAACAGAUGCGGAACUUCAGCAGAUUGGCAUUAGUCAAAUCGGUAUUCGUAAGAAGAUUUUAACAGCUACGCACGAUGUACAUACGAAAGAGUGGGAUUUAUCUAGUCUUCCAUCUGAGGCGACCAAUCAGAUAACGAGCGACGAUUUAAAGCUUGUUCUAGCUAAUGUAGAAAAACAUCUUCAAUAUAUCAAAUGCAGUAUUGGAUACGUUACCAAAUCUUUGGUUGGAGCAGCUGGUCCAACCACCAUCAUACAGGAUACCGAGCAUUGCCGGCAGUUUUUGGCCAGAACUGAGGAUGUAUUAACCGAAGUGAAUGGAAUAUCUGGCGAAAUAUUACGAUUACAGUGUUCUGUUGAAGAGAUAUCUUCAGGCGUGCCAAAUGUCGCAGCUGAUCUUAUAUCUAAAAACUUAGACAAGGACAGAAAACAAAACAAGUUGACAAACAUUCAUAUUUUGAUUGUUGCCGGUUGUUUAGGACUUGGCUUGACUGCUGCAUUGAUACUCAAUGGUACCUCGAGAACCUAAAACCCUUUUUAUUUAAGUAGCAUGCAUGAUGCACUUUAGUUUAGCUGCACAAAGUUAUGUUGUAAAAAGUGCUAUAAAAAUAUUUGUUGUUUAAUUUGUACAUGGAAAAAACGAAUUGGGUUAAAAUAUUGCAUAAACAUCCCCCUUACGAAGCGUCAUUUUCUAUAUUCUUCGUUUUAAACUAUGGAUUGGCAAAAUAUGUCGGUCAGCCUAAACUGCCUUACCACUAUUCCAAAACCAACAGCAGUUCGUGAAUUAUUGAUAUAUAUAUUCCCUCCCUUCCCACAUAUUUACCCCAUUAUUUCGUAUAUCUCUUUCUCGCAGAUUUUAUCUGUAAUUACCAAUUUAUUUCUCGACAAGUUUCUAAGGCUACCGAGCCACCGGGCGGUUCGAAUCUCGUUUAAAUCAAAAUUUUCAUUGUAAAUAAUGCAUAGUAAGAUAAGGUUGAAUAAAUAGCCGUAGGCUUCCAACCAUCACCAGUUAUACUUGUAGUAAAAACACGGACGAUUACGUUCAAGUUGAAGGGAUCAAGAAGAGGAAGGUACUGUUCCUCAUCAUGAUUGGGUAAUAGUUAUAUUCGGUUGAUCAUCCAAAUUAAUGUUUAUG